AUGGCUUCAGCGACAGAUGCCCGUUAUGGACAGAAGGAGUCGUCGGAUCAGAACUUCGAUUACAUGUUCAAGAUCCUGAUCAUCGGCAACAGCAGCGUGGGGAAAACCAGCUUCCUGUUCCGCUACGCCGACGACUCUUUCACCCCAGCGUUCGUCAGCACGGUGGGCAUCGACUUCAAGGUCAAAACCAUCUACAGGAACGAUAAGAGAAUCAAACUGCAGAUCUGGGACACCGCGGGACAGGAGCGAUACAGGACCAUCACGACAGCCUAUUACAGAGGAGCCAUGGGCUUCAUUCUCAUGUACGACAUCACUAACGAGGAGUCCUUCAACGCCGUGCAGGACUGGUCCACUCAGAUAAAGACGUACUCGUGGGACAACGCCCAGGUGCUGCUGGUGGGGAACAAGUGUGACAUGGAGGACGAGAGAGUGGUGGCUGGGGAGAGAGGCAGGCAGCUCGCCGAACAUCUGGGCUUUGAGUUCUUCGAGGCCAGUGCGAAGGACAACAUUAACGUGAAGCAGACGUUCGAGAGGCUGGUCGACAUCAUCUGCGAGAAGAUGUCGGAGAGUUUGGACGCCGCCGACCCCGCCAUCACGGGGGCCAAACAGGGUCCUCAACUAACUGAGCAGCCUGCCGCCCCCCACCAGGACUGUGCAUGCUAA
Molecule: messenger RNA, 663 nt
Organism: Chanos chanos (milkfish)
Lineage: Eukaryota; Metazoa; Chordata; Actinopteri; Gonorynchiformes; Chanidae
Gene: rab3ab
Product: RAB3A, member RAS oncogene family, b
Exons: 4
Coding region: 1-663 (220 amino acids)
Molecular function (GO): GTPase activity; GTP binding
Source: RefSeq, a predicted model, not a curated record